Molecule: messenger RNA, 384 nt
Organism: Acanthamoeba castellanii str. Neff
Lineage: Eukaryota; Discosea; Longamoebia; Acanthamoebidae
Exons: 2
Coding region: 1-384 (127 amino acids)
Source: RefSeq, a predicted model, not a curated record
AUGCGGCAGGAGCAGGGAGGCGCGCGUUCGAUGAGGCUGUGGUGGCCACGUCGUCGGCACCGGACUGGCAGAACUCGUGGCAGGAGGUGGGAGCCGAGGUGCAGCGCCAGCUGCGUGAGAAGCGCGAGCGGGGCGACAUCCCCGAGCCAACGCGGGUGGAGCGCGUGCUCCAGCAGCUCGAGGCGCGCUACCAGCAACAACUCAACCAAGACCAACCGCCAUCGGCACCUUCAUCAUCAACAUCAACAUCAACCCAGGAGCAGAAGGAGAGCGAGACGAUCAAGUGGUCGAGUAGGAGAAGGUAUUAAACAAAACUACAAGAGACGACGACGACGAAGAGUCGUCUCCUUUUUCUUUAAAGCGAAUGGUACACAUGAGGGGUAG